AUGGAGAAUUUCAGAACAAUCAUUGAGCGCUGUUCUCCAUUCUCCAUAAAGUUACUGAGCCGCAGGUACGUUGUGACCCAUCUUGAUCGAAUGAAGGCGUUGUUAAAUAGAGAAGAUGCUGUUGCCAGCUGCUUGGACAUGGCAUCUUACAGGCAGUAUGUGGAUGAGCUCGAACACAACUGGCAGAACAACCUUCACAUGGGCUGCUGUGUUGUGCGUAAGGACGACAGGGCUGAAAGACCGAUAGCCAUGGCUAUUGCCUCUGCGAAUGUAUAUAGGGCAGAUGUCCCGAGGCCGACAGAGUUAAAUUGGCAAAGAACCAAUGCCUACAUGGACAAGGAAGAGCAAUGGUGUUUGGAAUAUUUGGUGAGGGCGAGGGAAUAUUGUGGUAGUGGGGUAGGUUGCUUUGCACUUGUUGGGUUGUUGGAGUGCUUCUGCGGUCGUUUUGAUGAUGGCAUGUUGUGGUUGUUGCUGGCUUGUUGGUUCUGCAACAGAAACGCCCUCUCUUUGUACACGGAUGUUGGGUUUUGUUGGGACCAAUUGCCCAAAUUAAUUAAUAUAAUUGUGGAGCUAUUUGCAUAACAUUGUUUAGGUUAAAAUGUGGUUAUGUGGGCUCAGUUUGUAUAGGAUAUAAGCGCUGAAUACGGUGAACUGAACAGUAUAAGUGUUGAAGUAGCGAUAAACGAUCAAAUAUUUUAAAGUGGUUUAUUAUUGACAUGGAUAAGGACAAAGUAUUAACAUCACUGUUAAAUAAUAUUCGUCAACGUGAGGUAUGUGUGUGAGUUAGUUGUUUAAGUUGUUACAUAGUGUAUGUCCUUAAAUUUAUUUAGAAAACCAGCACAGUUAUUAAAUGUUCAAACAAUUGAAAGGCUGCGUUAGCUUCAUGUUGGCAUUAAACAGAUAUUAUAUGUUUCUUGUCAUGUCGCUUGACUCUGACAAGAAUCCCAUCAUGUCAUUACAAGUUCAGGACAUUGGACCAAGAGCACACAGAAAGUUGGUAGACACCUUGACCUUAAGGCAUGGGGCAGCGGCUGCAGAACAGGGUGCUGGUGGUGGUGCGGAUGGUGGUGUAACAUAUCCCUAA
Paramuricea clavata is the source of this 1084-nucleotide messenger RNA. The record is from the annotation of a GenBank genome assembly. NCBI's taxonomy places the organism in Eukaryota, Metazoa, Cnidaria, Anthozoa, Malacalcyonacea, Plexauridae.